AUGUGCGGCCCUGCGAGUAAUUUUUUAUUUUACCACUGCCUUGUGCCAGGCCGCAUUACCAUGAGCUUGCCUCUGAAUCCCAAGCCCUUCCUGAACGGGCUGACAGGGAAGCCGGUGAUGGGGAAGCUGAAGUGGGGGAUGGAGUACAAGGGCUACCUGGUGUCUGUCGACGGCUACAUGAACAUGCUGCUUGCAAACACAGAAGAAUACAUAAAUGGUGCAUUGUCAGGGCACCUUGGUGAAGUUUUGAUAAGAUGUAACAACGUCCUGUACAUCAGAGGAGUAGAAGAUGAAGAAGAUGGAGAAAUGAGAGAAUAAGUUUUUAUAUUUCUGGAAA
Molecule: messenger RNA, 337 nt
Organism: Trachemys scripta elegans
Lineage: Eukaryota; Metazoa; Chordata; Testudines; Emydidae
Product: small nuclear ribonucleoprotein F-like
Exons: 1
Coding region: 1-318 (105 amino acids)
Biological process (GO): mRNA splicing, via spliceosome; spliceosomal snRNP assembly
Cellular component (GO): U1 snRNP; catalytic step 2 spliceosome
Molecular function (GO): RNA binding
Source: RefSeq, a predicted model, not a curated record